AUGAAGGGAAUUGAGGACAUUCAAGUUGGGCGAGGCUGGAAAUCUUCUGAUUGGAUGAAACACGCCCAAACACCGGACCUCCGCAACUCUGCGUCUCGACUCCGCCUGCGUCACUAUAUUGAAAUAUCAAGGAUCAUAUUUCAUGAUAUUUCAUGA
Molecule: messenger RNA, 156 nt
Organism: Penicillium expansum
Lineage: Eukaryota; Fungi; Ascomycota; Eurotiomycetes; Eurotiales; Aspergillaceae
Exons: 1
Coding region: 1-156 (51 amino acids)
Source: RefSeq, a predicted model, not a curated record